Trichomycterus rosablanca is the source of this 957-nucleotide messenger RNA. RefSeq lists its product as uncharacterized. The transcript has 7 exons. The coding region runs from base 1 to 876 and encodes 291 amino acids. The record is from RefSeq and is a predicted model, not a curated record. Gene Ontology annotation, molecular function: ubiquitin-protein transferase activity. NCBI's taxonomy places the organism in Eukaryota, Metazoa, Chordata, Actinopteri, Siluriformes, Trichomycteridae.
AUGGACAUUGCUGUUCCCUGCAAAACUGUGCGCUGUUUCCCCAAUAACAAGCCCUGGAUUACCAGAGACAUCAAGGAGCUCCUCAAUAAGAAAAAAAGGGCGUUCCGAGAUGGCGAUCGGGAAGAGCUAAAGCGGGUACAGGGAGAACUCAAGGUCCGCCUGAAGGAAGCAAAAGAAUCAUACAGAAGGAAGAUAGAACAGAAACUGCAGGAGAACAACAUGAGGGAGGUCUGGAACGGCAUGAAAACCAUCACUGGCUGCAAAAAGAAAGGAAGAAACUCAGCAGAGGGGGAUGUGGUUUUUAAACCCCAGAACCAAAGUACUCCCAAAAACAAACCCGAAGAUGAAGUAGAUGCAAUGGGACAUUCUUCCUCUACAAUAUCUGCUGGACAGAUUCUAAUAUCAGAUUCUGAGGAUAAUCUGGAUCCACCUGGAUCCAAUCAGGCCAAGUCUCUUUGCUACAGUAAAUACACAGACCUUUAUGCACCAUGUGUUGAGGAUGAGGAGGAUGAAGAGCCUGUUCCUGUUAAUGUUCAGAAUAUACCAGACUUGACCAUGGAGGAGGUAAACAUUACACUACCUGAAAUCAUCACAAAUCUGUCACAUCCUAUUGAUCAUGGAAGAGUCAGCCGGUUCAACAUCUCAAGGUCAAAUGUUUGGGAUGGAGCAAUCCGAGGUUUCAAGCGUGCAACCUAUUCAGAAACCUGUGACAUGCUGGUCAGAUUUACUGAUGAUGCUGGUGUUUUUGAAGAUGGAAUUGAUGCAGGUGGUCCUAGACGAGAGUUUCUAACUCUAUUAAUGAAACAUCUAAAAGAUCGGCCAAUUUUUGAUGGACCAGCAGGACAACGUUUCUUGGUCUACAAUGCAAACGAUUGAGAAUGCUGCUUCUGUGGAGGCUCUGCAAGACUGUACUCUGAGGCAUAGCACAAUGUUACAGACAGCUGGCUGUCUGAGACA